AUUCUAUGAUCCUUUGUUCCCAUUGUUGAUUUCACAUUUGACAUUUCACGUCAUCACAUUUGCCCACGUUUACGCAGCGCUCAACGUCACUUCCGACGGCAUUGAUUUGCUCCCUUUCAUGCAUCGGCCUUAGAACCACUCCCUUUCAUCAUACUUACUUGAGCCACUUUGGCAUUCCUCGUCAUAUAAAAACCCGCAUGUAACACCUCGAAUAUCGUCAAUUUGAUUCCGCUUCACUCGCAGCUGUCCAAACGUCUCUAAAGCCUAUCUACUUGGAUACUUCCGAUCGCGCUUCUAUCAAACUUAAAUGUACACGUCUCCUGACGUCGACCCCCUCAGGUGCUAGCAAAUAACAUGCAGACAGUCAACUCAAACGCAAAUCUCUCCCCGGCCUCGGGUGUCAUUGCCGCAGUGCAGAUCAUUACCUUGAAACCACCCAUGUUCCAGGGCAUGAUCACGCAGUCGAUGUGCUUGCACCAGGGACUCGUAUCGGGUCUCGGGCACUUACCUACCGAAAUCAUAAUUCAUAUCUUUCAUCAUUGUCUCCCAGAAUCCAACUACCCAUCAGCGCUUAAAGCUCCCCUGCUGUUGACUGCUGUAUGCCGACGAUGGAGGGAAGCUGCUGUCGACAUACCUAGUUUGUGGUUGUUAGCUACAGUGUCAAGAGUUUACAACCAACCUUCGUCUUCUUCAGUAGAACGUGCACAUACAAUAUAUUUUACUCAAACCAGAUGGACAUUGAACCAUUGGUCUCCCAG
Molecule: messenger RNA, 758 nt
Organism: Suillus clintonianus
Lineage: Eukaryota; Fungi; Basidiomycota; Agaricomycetes; Boletales; Suillaceae
Exons: 2
Molecular function (GO): protein binding
Source: RefSeq, a predicted model, not a curated record